Molecule: messenger RNA, 6591 nt
Organism: Pelodiscus sinensis (Chinese soft-shelled turtle)
Lineage: Eukaryota; Metazoa; Chordata; Testudines; Trionychidae
Source: RefSeq, a predicted model, not a curated record
UGCUGAGUCAUCCUCCCUCCUGUAACUUCAAAGCUCAUGCUAAUUUGCCUUUUGUAACAGAGAAGUGCUGAUUCCUUAUCAUAGCUGAGACUGGCAUGAUCAUCAAUCUAAUUGUAUAAGCUGUGAAAUGGAGUGGCUAUUCUAAUUGCAGCUUUCCAUCACUACAUGAUGCGGUACAGCUGGGACACACAGACAUGCUAAAGGGGUGUAGACUGAGAGCUAAUCCAGCUGGAAGGCUAAGCCACUGAGGGCGGCAGGCCAUUGCAGAACCAGACCCAAGGGAGCCCUGAAGCUCCUCAUCCUAUCACAAGGAGGGCUCUUUGCUGGCCUGCUCUGAGAUCGCUAGUGUGAAUCUGAGCAAGUGCCAAGAUGGCUCCAGAAAGGAAAACAGAUCAACUGGUUUUCUUCGUGAAUGGAAGAAAGGUGGUGGAAGAAAAUGUGGACCCAGAAACAACUUUAUUGACCUACUUGCGGAGGAAAUUGGGGCUCCAUGGAACCAAGCUAGGUUGUGGAGAAGGUGGAUGUGGUGCUUGUACUGUUAUGAUAUCCAAGUAUGACAACUUCCAGAAGAAAAUUGUGUAUCACUCUGUCAAUGCUUGUCUCUUCCCAAUCUGCGCACUGCACCAUGUAGCAGUCACUACUGUUGAAGGCAUAGGAAGCUCAAAGACGAGGUUGCAUCCGGUCCAGGAGAGAAUAGCAAAAAGCCAUGGAUCCCAGUGUGGCUUUUGCACUCCUGGCAUUGUCAUGUCCAUGUAUGCAUUACUUCGCAACAGACCUAACCCAGUAAUGGAGGAGAUCGAAGAGAAUUUCCAAGGAAAUUUGUGUCGCUGUACAGGAUACAGACCCAUUGUGCAGGGAUACAGGACAUUUGCUAAAGACUGGUGUUGCUGUGGGAAAGGAAUUAAUGGCCCAGGCUGCUGUAAGACUGGAAAAAGCGAAGGUUGUUGUGGUGGGAAAGCCAGUGGCCAGGGUUGCUGCAUGAAUGAGAAAGAAGACAAUGCGGCCAUGGUGUCCUCCAUCUUGUUCAACCCAGCUGAGUUCCAGCCUUUGGAUCCCACUCAGGAGCCUAUCUUCCCUCCAGAGUUGUUGAUGCAGAAAAACAAACCCCUGGAACAGCUGUGCUUCAGAGGUGAGCGUGUGAUGUGGCUACAGCCAGCAACCCUUGAGGAGCUGCUGACGCUCAAGGCCCAGUACCCUGCUGCCAAGCUCGUUGUGGGGAACACAGAAGUUGGUAUUGAAAUGAGGUUAAAGAACAUGCUGUAUCCAGUGAUAAUUGCACCAGCAUGGAUCCCUGAAAUGACCUUUGUUCAGUACACAAAGAAGGGUAUUAUCUUUGGUGCAGCCUGCACCCUGAGCUCUGUAGAAGUGGUGCUGAAAAAAGCCGUGGCUGAGUUGGAUUCCUACAAAACAGAAGUGUUCCAGGCUGUGCUAGACCAGCUGCGGUGGUUUGCAGGCCCACAGGUCAAAAAUGUUGCAGCCCUUGGGGGAAAUAUAAUGACUGCAAGUCCAAUUUCUGAUCUCAACCCUGUCUUUAUGGCAUGUGGCAGCAAAUUGACUUUGGCAUCAAUUGAAGGCAGAAGGACGAUAAAGAUGGAUAAAAACUUCUUUACUGGUUAUAGAAAGACAGCACUAAAGCCUAAUGAGAUACUGCUCUCCAUUGAGAUACCGUUCACUAGGAAGGGUGAGUAUUUCUCAGCCUUUAAGCAGGCUUCCCGUCGGGAGGAUGACAUUGCUAUAGUGACCUGUGGAAUGAGAGUCCUCUUUAAAGAAGUUAGGAAUCAAGUCAAGAAGAUUAAAUUGAGCUAUGGAGGAAUGGCUCCCACAACAGUAAUGGCAGGAAAAACUUGCCAGGCACUCAUGCACAGAGAAUGGAAUGAAGAUCUGCUGCAGGAAGCCUGCCACCUCUUGGCAGAGGAGAUGAACCUGUCUCCAUCAGCUCCGGGGGGGAUGGUGGAUUUCCGGCGCACGCUCACGCUCAGUUUCUUCUUUAAAUUUUAUCUGACAGUGCUUCAGAAAUUGGACAGCGAGCUCAAUGGGAAUAAUAACCCUCAUGAGCUGGUCCCCUACGAAUAUGUGUGCGCCACUAAAGUGUUUCAUAAAGAUCCUGUUAACAACGUUCAGCUCUUUCAAGAAGUGCCUGCAGGACAGUCUGUGGAAGAUAUGGUGGGACGGCCUCUGGUGCACCUUUCAGCAGCCAAACAGGCAUGUGGAGAGGCUGUCUAUUGUGAUGACAUACCAUGCUAUGAAAAUGAACUCUACUUAACGCUGGUCACCAGCACCAAAGCCCAUGCCAAAAUUCUUUCUAUAGAUACAACUGAAGCCGAGUGUGUUCCCGGUUUUGUGUGUUUCAUCUCUGUAAAGGACAUUCCUGGGAGUAAUGUCUCUGGAAUUGCCUUUGAUGAAACUGUUUUUGCUGAUAACAUGGUCACUUGUGUUGGCCAUAUCAUUGGUGGAGUGGUUGCAGAUACACAUGAACAUUCCCGAAGAGCUGCUAAAGCUAUAAAGAUCAAAUAUGAAGACCUCUUACCUAUUAUCACUAUUCAGGAAGCUAUUGAGAAACAAUCCUUUUAUGAUGUUCCAAGGAAGAUUGAGAAAGGAAAUGUCCAGAAAGGAUUUGAAGAAUCUGAUUACAUUGUGGAAGGGGAAAUGUACAUUGGUGGACAGGAACACUUUUAUCUGGAGACUCACUGCACCAUUGCUGUGCCUAAGGGUGAAGACGGAGAGAUGGAACUGUUUGUAUCCACUCAGAAUCCAACAAAAACACAGGAAUCUGUUGCCAGUGUACUAGGAGUUCCUGAGAAUCGAAUUUUAGUUCGAGUGAAGAGACUGGGAGGAGGGUUUGGAGGCAAGGAGUCCAGAAGCACUAUUGUGUCAACAGCAGUAGCUGUGGCUGCAUUCAAGACUGGUCGCCCUGUACGCUGCAUGCUGGAUCGAGAUGAGGACAUGCUGAUUACUGGUGGGAGACAUCCCUUUUUGGGACAGUACAAGGUUGGCUUCAUGAAGAAUGGUAAGAUCAACAGUUUGAAGGUGUCAUACUACAGCAACGGGGGCAACUCUGCAGAUCUUUCUUUGGCUGUGAUGGACAGAGCUUUGUUCCACAUGGACAACGCUUACAAUAUCCCCAACAUCCAAGGUGAGGGUACGGUUUGCAAGACUAACAUGCCCUCUAACACAGCAUUCCGUGGCUUCGGGGGUCCCCAGGGAAUGAUGAUCGUUGAGUGUUGGAUGAAUGAUGUCAUCCUGAAGUCUGGACUGCCAGCAGAACAGGUGAGAAAGCUGAAUCUUUAUGAUGAAGGAGACCUGACCCAUUUUAACCAAAAGCUUGAAGGAUUCACUUUGAAGAGAUGCUGGAAAGAAUGUGUAAAGAACUCAGAGUAUCACACCAGAAAGCAAAUCAUUGAUGACUUCAAUAGACAGAAUCGCUGGAAGAAGAGGGGGAUAGCCAUUAUUCCUACAAAGUUUGGGAUCAGCUUUAUCAUUCAUCUUUGUAACCCUUUAAACCCUUUAUCUUUUGAAUACUCCCUGUUGUAGGCUGGGGCUCUGGUCCAAGUGUAUACAGAUGGUUCAGUGCUGCUUACACAUGGUGGGGCUGAGAUGGGUCAAGGACUUCACACCAAGAUGAUCCAGGUUGCCAGCAAAACUCUGGGAAUCCCCACCACCACCAUUCACAUCAGUGAGACCAGCACUAACACCGUCCCCAAUACCUCUCCAACAGCCGCUUCUGUCAGCGCAGACAUCAAUGGGAUGGCUGUCUUUAAUGCCUGUAAGACUAUUUUAAAAAGGCUAGAGCCAUUCAAAAGUUCUAACCCCAAAGGAUCCUGGAAGGACUGGGUGAAUGAAGCCUACGUUAACUGUGUUAGCCUGUCAGCCACAGGAUUUUAUAGAGUUCCUGGCCUUGGGUAUGACUUUAAGGAAAAUAAAGGAAAUCCUUUUGACUACUUCUCUUACGGUGUUGCUUGCUCCGAGGUUGAGAUAGACUGCCUGACAGGUGACCACCAGAAUCUUCGCACACACAUAGUAAUGGAUGUUGGUACCAGCCUAAACCCAGCCAUAGAUAUAGGACAGAUAGAGGGAGCAUUUGUCCAAGGCCUGGGACUCUUUACCCUGGAAGAGUUGCGCUAUUCUCCUGAAGGAGACUUGUAUAGCCGAGGCCCUGGAAUGUACAAGAUCCCUGCCUUUGGAGACAUCCCGACAGAGUUCCAUGUCUCUCUUCUCCGGGACUGUCCAAACAGCAAAGCCAUUUAUGCAUCCAAGGCGGUGGGUGAACCUCCCCUGUUCCUGUCAGCCUCUGUGUUUUAUGCCAUCAAAGAUGCCAUCUUCGCUGCAAGGGCUGAAUCAGGCCUGACACAGCCAUUCAGACUAGACAGCCCUGCCACCCCGGAGAGGAUCCGCAAUGCCUGCGUUGACAACUUCACUAAACUGUGUCCAUCUGCAGAGCCAGGGACAUUUAAGCCAUGGUCUGUGAGAGUAUAAAAUGGAAGUUUAAGGAACAAGGUUUGUCCAUGAAGCUGGUUUUACCUGGAGGGGGCCAUAAGAAAAACUGUCGCAGAAAACAAAAGUGUAUUCACGUGUCUCAUUCGUGUGGGCUGAAAAUGCAACUGAUGAGUAAAUUGAUGGCUUUAAUGUUUGUGUAAUUGAAAAGGUUCAUAUAAAUUUGUUGUAAGGAUUAGAUAAUUGUUUACAACAAGCUUGUUUGUGAAAGAAUUUGUUUUUUAAGUAUGAUUAUAAAACUCGAAGAUGUGUAAAAUUGGGGAGAACUUGGAUUUGCUAACUCCAUUAAAAAUGGCCUUUCCCCCCCUUUUUUUGCACUUUGAAGUCUCUGUCCAGCUGGUGGAAGCAGCUGUAACUUCAUUGACUUAAAUGGAGUGUUAUCCACUUACAUCUGGUUUGAAUUUCGCCUCUGUGUUAUGAUAUUGAAAUGGAUGCAGUGAUUUGAUUCCUGGAUUCCCAGACCAGAAAUAACUGUUGUGAUCAUCUGGUUUGAUAUCCUGUACAACACAGGCCCUAAAGCUCUCCCAAAAUGAUUUCUAGAGCAGAGCUUUUAGAAGAACAUCCUAUCUUGAUUUUAAAAUUGUCAGCGUUGGAGAAUCUCCUGAGAAGGUUCGUAAAUUGUUGCAAAGGUUUAUUACAAAAACGCCCCUUAACCUCUCUUUGUUAAGCUACAGUAAAUUCAUUGAGUCUAUCACUCAUAAGGCAGCGGGGCCGACAGCUUUUCUGGGCCUAUGGGCAAGGCUUGAGAGGGAGCUCCUCCAUGCCUCUGGAAGUAGGAGGGCCUCUAGGGGAAGGGGCGGGGGUAAGGCUAGGCAGCCCUCAGCACCACCCAUAGCAUGCUGCAUGGCACUCUGGCAGUGAUUUAGAGGGCCCAGGGCUCUGGGUCCUUUUGUAUUACUGGGCUCCAGGGCAAUCGUCCCCUCUCCCCUGUUCUAUCCCCCCCAGUGGUGAGCCUGCUAUAAGGCAUUUGUUCUAAUCAUUCCUGGGGCUCUUCUCUGAACCCUUUCCAAUUUAUCAGCAAUGUUCUUGAAUUGUGGGCACCAGAACCGGACGCAGUAUUCUAGUAGCAGUUGCACCAGUUUCAAAUAGGUAAAAUAAUCUCUCUACUCUCAAAUGAGAUGUCCCUGUUUAUUAAUCGCUGGAUGCCAUUGGCUUUUUUUUGGCCCCAAUGCCAUGUUGGGAGCCCACGUUUAGCUAAUUAGCCAUCGUGAUCCCUAUUUUUUCAGGGUUACCAUUUCCCAGAAUAGAGUCACUCGCUAUCUCCUAUAUUUUUUGUUCCUAUAGACAUACAUACAGCUUAGUUGUAUCAAAAUGCAUAUUGUUUGUUUGCUCCUAGUUUACAAGAUUCAAGGCAUUUAAAAACAUUGCUAAAAUGCAGCUCUAAAUAUUAUGGCUCUAUGACAGAAUAUAUCACUGGGUUUACACUAUCCCCUAUUGUGAUAAUUUUUGUACAAAAUAUGCCUUCUAAGUAUUAUUUGAUAACUCAUAAUUUGCUGAUCAGUAUGAUCCUGAUAAAAUAUGUGUGGCAACGUUGUAUGUGAAGUUGUAAAUUUCUGCUAUUUGGUGUUAUAAACACAUUUUCCAAAUGGAGGUUUGCAAACAGGCAAACAUGAUGAAGCAGAAUAGGUACUCUACUUAAUUUUCAUUUAAGCAAUAAAUGGUAAGCAGGAAGGAAAACAAAGGAAGGAACAGAUGAGGAAAAGCAGCAGAAACAUCCUUCCACUGAGACUUUUUGCUUCGUGGUACCCAUCUGGAAAUGUUUUCCCAGACAGGGACUGGAACUAUAAAAGGAAGGAACAAACAUUUCAAAGCACUUUGAUCUCUCUCCCUGCCCACUACAUUCACUGCACCAGAAGCAACAAAGGAAGCAGUCACUGGAUUCUGGGAGAAGGGUCCUCUCCUGACCUAGGAAGUUUGGCAAGUAAGGCUGCUUCAGGCAUGUGGUGACAAAACUUUGCUUUGAAUUUAAUCUCGUUUGUGAAGUUAGGCAUCAGUUGCAUUUUAUCUUUAUUUUUCUUGUAACCAUUUCUGUCUUUUAUGCCUCACUUAAAAUGCUAAAAAAGUUAUUAACUAAUAAAGAUAUUUUAAGUCAAUAAAAUA